CAUCGAGCCGCUGGUUCUUCAAUCAGUUGCCGAGUGAUGACGACGUGAUCAAUAGUUUUAAAGUAUACAAAUUUAAAGAAUAUUGUCGAUUUAUAUAUGGGAUAUCAUUCAUGAUAAUUCUAUUUCGUUCAAAUUUUUAACUUGACAUUAUCCGACUUAGAUUUGAAUUAUGAUUUAGUCUUCACCAGGAAAACGAUAUAACACAUACGAUUUAAAAAUAUAAUUGUUUAUGCACGCAUUGUUAAGUCAUCAUUGUAUUUAUUUGUUUGCAUUGUGAUCAAGAUUCUUCUUGAGAAUGAAAGACAUUUUAACGCGUAUACGACAAAGCUCAUUAUGUCACUUGUUAAUGCAGCGAUAAACUUGCAAUCAAGAAUGGUGACAGUGGGAAUUUGUAAUUUCAUUGUUUUCUGGGUUAUUGUAUUACGAAGCGAAGCAAAUGGAAAAUAUCUGGAGGGUCUCAAUGUAAACUUAGGAGAUGCUCUUUUAUUUUUGAGAGAAUAUGAUAGUGCAGCUUCAUUAAUGUGCACGAGAGUGACAAUGGCCCAGUGGAAUUUUGCGACAAACGUUACCGAUGCAAAUCGUCAGAGAAUGAUAGACGAACAAACAUUAAAAUUAAAAUUUGAAAGAGCUUCCUGGCGGAAAGCAAUCACUUUUGCUUGGAGUCGAAUACCGGAUCCUUUAGCAAGAAGGGAACUUAAAAUGAUUGUUACAAAAGGUCGGAAUUCCUUGACAGAUGAUAAAUUUAAUGAGAUACACCAUUUAAUAACAGAGAUGAAAGAGAUUUAUAUUAAAGCCAGAGUUUGUCCGUACAAACAGAUUGAAUUGAAUGGAGAAUGUAAUUUGACUCUAGAUUACGAUAUUAAUAAAAUAAUGGCACAAUCAAAAGACUAUGACGAAUUAUUGUAUUAUUGGCAUGCUUGGCAUGAAGCAACUGGUCCACAACUUCAAAAUAAAUAUUUGAGAUAUGUCCAAUUAGCUAAUCGAGCAGCUAAAUUAAAUGGUUUUGCUGAUGCUGGCGAUCAGAUGAGGGAGUUGUUCGAAGAUGAAUAUUUUCAGCAAAAUAUAGCAGAAGUGAUGUCAGCCAUCUCUCCGCUAUACAAGAAUCUUUUUACUUACGUGCGAUCAAAAUUGAUUGAAAGAUACGGCAACCGGAUACGAGAGGACGGACCUUUACCGGCGCAUGUUUUGGGAAAUAUGUGGGCUCAAAAUUGGGAAGCUCUGUUCGAUUUGGUCCAACCUUUUCCUGCGAGCAGAAAACUCGAUGUGACUGUGGAUAUAAUGAUUCAGAGUAUCACUCCAAUGAGGAUGUUCCAAAUAGCGGAGGAGUUUUUCACUUCACUUGGAAUGAAACCGAUGCCGCCGGAAUUUUGGAAAUUUUCUAUAUUUGAAAAGCCCAUUGACAGAGAAGUUAAAUGCACUCCCAGUGCGUGGGACUUUUGUAACAAAAUCGAUUACAGAAUAAAACAAUGUACCAGAGAUACAAUGGAAGAUUUGUUAUCGACUCAUUACGAAAUGACACAUUUGCAAUAUUAUUUGCAAUAUAAAGAUCAUCCAUUAUUAUUCCGAAACGAGGCAAUGCCGGGAUUCUACGAAGCUGUUAGCGAUGCGAUUGGUUUAUCUGUUUUUACUCCACAGCAUUUACAUAAAAUCGGAUUGUACAAGAAUUUAACAGAUGAUUAUGAUAGCAGUAUAAAUUUUUUGAUGCUAAUGGCUCUUCGUAAAGUGGCUUAUAUGCCGUUUGCUUAUAUAGUUGAUCAGUGGAGAUGGCACAUUUUUAGCGAUGGUGUGGAAGAUAUGACAGCACGUUGGUGGGAAUUAAAAUUGCAAUAUCAGGGUAUUGUUCCACCUAUGCCUAGAUCCGAAAGGAAUUUCGAUCCGGCAGCAAAGUAUCAUAUCCCAGCGGACAGUCUUUACGUCAAAUAUUUUGUAAGCAUUGCCUUACAAUUUCAAUUGUUCCAGUCACUGUGUGAGAUUUCUGGUCACACAGGCGAGUUGCAUACCUGUGAUAUUUACAGAUCCCGGGAAGCAGGUCGAUUAUUAUCAGAUGUUCUAUCAAUAGGAUCUUCUAGAUCAUGGCAAGAUGUUAUCAGGCAAAUGACAAGAGGUAGAGCAAAUAGAAUAGACGCUGGUGCCAUGCUCAAAUAUUUUGAGCCUUUAAAUGCGUGGUUAAAACGACAAAAUAAAAUGCAGCCUGUGAUCGGCUGGAUCACGAAUCACGAUGACAGAGGAAUUUUUCAUUUUGUUUCAGCAUUGUUCGCCGAAUGGUAUCAAAAUAAUGCAGAAAAAAUUAAAUUAUGGAGUUUAUUCCCUUUACUGCUUGUUUGCAAAGCUUUUAUUUAUUAAUGAAUAAUAUAUCUGAUUCGAAAAGUAUAAACUCA
Camponotus floridanus (Florida carpenter ant) is the source of this 2378-nucleotide messenger RNA. RefSeq names its product angiotensin-converting enzyme. Gene Ontology annotation, molecular function: peptidyl-dipeptidase activity; metallopeptidase activity. NCBI's taxonomy places the organism in Eukaryota, Metazoa, Arthropoda, Insecta, Hymenoptera, Formicidae. The transcript has 13 exons. Gene Ontology annotation, biological process: proteolysis. The coding region runs from base 334 to 2343 and encodes 669 amino acids. The record is from RefSeq and is a predicted model, not a curated record. Gene Ontology annotation, cellular component: plasma membrane.